CCUGGCCCAUUUAUCAAUAUGCAAAUACCACUCUAUACAUCAGGUGAGGCUUAAGAUUAUUAUCUCAGCCUUUGAUGCCCUAGUUUCACACACUAUAUACAUAACCAAUGGGUUUACCCUGCAGUGGCAGUGCAUCCAUAUUGGAAACCCACAUAGCAAUGUACAUAUGUGCCAUUCCAGGAACUGUUUAUGGCUGAAUAAAUAUAUAAUAAAUAAUCAACUUCAAUAUGCAUAGUUGCAUACUAGUGAUAGUACGGUAUCACUAGUAUUACUAUAUAACUAUACAGUAGUGUACUGUAUAUAAAAGUAUUAUCUACUUCUACUAUCAAUUCUCACUCCCACAGUAGCUACAGACAACCUACCACUGAUACUCCCUUUUGAUAAAUCUGUACAUAAUGGCAGCAGUACCACUAUGCCUGCUAAGCCCAUCACUGCUAUAUUAAAGAGUAUGCUAUAGCUUUACAGCACUGAUAGCAAUUGAGAAGAGCCUAGGUUUAAAAACAGUUGUAAUGAAUGGCCAAAAUAACCACCCCUUUAUAUUUAUAUUUUACAUUAGCAUGAACUAAACAAGUGGAACAUGGCAGAUUUUGACAUGGAGACAGGAAAGGAUGGAAACAGGAGGCUAUGCUGCUGCAAAUGCUAGAAAAUAAAAUGAUAGUGAUAAGGAGUUUAUUAAACUAAACAGGAAAUGCCAACUGAUUACCGGGCUAAUGCCAAUCCCAGUUCCUCAUCUUUUAUCAUUUGACCUUAGCUUUUCUUGUGUUCUCAUCUUUAAUUCAGUUGAUAUUAAGGUUAAUCUAAUCUGCUUUUUAAUGUGCACAGGUGAAACUCCAGCUGACAUCUUUCGGGAGAAGUAUGGUGACAUUUUUCCAUUGAUUGGAAAAGAGCCAAACUUCACUAAUGUUACUGGUAAUCUCUUUGCAAACAAGCUGAUUACUCCAGGAGAGAUUGGUCGAAUAAAAACACAACAUAAUCUCGAUGAUAAUAAGAGAGGAGAUGCCCUAGCUAUGAAUCUUUUUGAAAAAAUAGAUGUAGAUGAUAAUGACAAGUCUGCCCAAUGUUUACUAAAGAUAUGUGAUGUGUUUGAAAGCAAAAAAGUGGAUAAUGAAGAACUAAAGAAACUUGGAUCAGGCAUGAGGGAAAAGCUAUUAAGCACAACUGCUACAUCACAAGUACCAACUGAUGCUAUCUCUUCUGCUCCACCACAACCCAGUGAACCCACAACUACACAGACAAACCCAAAUGAACUAAAUGUAGGUGAUGUCGAGAAAGUUUUAAAUGCUUUAAAUAAAGCAAUGUUUGGUCCUACAAAAUGGAGGAGCUUAGGACUAUCUCUGGGUCUCAUUGCGCCGACACUUGAUACAAUUGGUAAAACAAAUGGUGAUUCCGAAGAUUAUCUGGAAAAAACUAUUCAAAAAUGGUUGCAAAGAAAGGAUCAAGUUAAAGGAACAACAUGGAAGAUCUUGAAAGAAGCAGUUGCAAGUACUGGAGACAAUGCAGCUGCUGGAAAAAUACCAUAACGUUAAAUUUAAUUAUUAUUGUCCCUUUUUUAUUAUUAAAGUUGUUGCUGUUUAGUGUUGACAUCUCAACAACUGUUUAGUGUUUAUUAGAAAAAG
Molecule: messenger RNA, 1616 nt
Organism: Amphimedon queenslandica
Lineage: Eukaryota; Metazoa; Porifera; Demospongiae; Haplosclerida; Niphatidae
Exons: 4
Coding region: 711-1520 (269 amino acids)
Source: RefSeq, a predicted model, not a curated record